Molecule: messenger RNA, 584 nt
Organism: Lathyrus oleraceus (garden pea)
Lineage: Eukaryota; Viridiplantae; Streptophyta; Magnoliopsida; Fabales; Fabaceae
Product: B-box domain protein 30
Exons: 1
Coding region: 60-452 (130 amino acids)
Molecular function (GO): zinc ion binding
Source: RefSeq, a predicted model, not a curated record
AAUAAUUGAGAUCCUUUGUCUAAAAGAAGAAAACACAACAUUUUUUUAAGGUUUAUGAAAUGAAGAAAAAAUGUGAACUCUGCAAAAGUCCAGCAAAGUUGUUCUGUGAAUCAGAUCAAGCAAGUCUUUGUUGGGAAUGCGAUACUAGGGUUCACACUGCAAAUUUCAUAGUCACAAAACAUCAAAGGUUUCUUCUAUGUCAUAUUUGUCAAUCUUUAACUGCUUGGCAUGGAACCGGACCCAAGUUUGUUCCAACCAUGUCUCUUUGUAACCACUGUGUUUCUGUUACCAACAAUAACAAUGAUCAUCGAGAUGGCGACGAUGAUGAUGACGACGAUGACGAUGAAGACACCGAUGAAGAUGAUGAUGAAGAAAAUCAAGUUGUUCCAUGGAAAUCUACACCUCCACCACCAGUUUCUUCUUGUUCUUCAAACAGUGCAACUACCUAUUAACUAGAAAAAAUAAAUAUCUUGUUCUUCUAGUUUUGAGGUUUUUGUUUUAGAUUCAUAGGUUGGUAACAAAAUUAGUUUCUAGUUUAUGUGUUGUAAUAAUAAUAUUAAUAAUAAUCAUAAUUUUGUAGUAAA